Molecule: messenger RNA, 10561 nt
Organism: Trichoplusia ni (cabbage looper)
Lineage: Eukaryota; Metazoa; Arthropoda; Insecta; Lepidoptera; Noctuidae
Gene: jim
Product: zinc finger protein 287
Exons: 3
Coding region: 2244-4199 (651 amino acids)
Biological process (GO): regulation of cytokine production; negative regulation of transcription by RNA polymerase II; regulation of immune system process
Cellular component (GO): nucleus
Molecular function (GO): RNA polymerase II cis-regulatory region sequence-specific DNA binding; DNA-binding transcription factor activity, RNA polymerase II-specific
Source: RefSeq, a predicted model, not a curated record
ACAUACAUAACUAUUAACGUGACGACAUUAAUACUAACAUACAUACAUCGCACAUACGCGUUGAAGUCUUUUAAACAAAAACCAAAUAAAGAUAAAAACUCGAACACAAAAAUAUUAGUUCCUCACAACGAAGCACUCCUUCAAAACUCAUUACAGUUCCUAUAUUCAGAGAGCAAUGAUGAAAAAUGUCGGAGCUGGUUAAAAAAGAAUUACAUUUGCAAAUCCCACAUCAGAUUUUUAGAUGCGGACGUGCAGUAUGCAAGGGUGGCUACGUACUCCUAUCUAUCAUUCAUUAGCAGCACAGCUAGAAUCCAAUACGACAUUUUUUACAAUCCCCGGGCACAAAGAACGGGCGUCCACCCCCACACAAGCAAACAACCCCAUACAAACAAGCGCCGCCGAUGUAUGAGUAAUAAAAACUUGAAAAAAAUCUCACUGACCCGGCACACACGCGCAAUACCGCGAAAAAAAUCACCGACACAAAGAAACUCCACCGAAAACUUGUAUAGGAACUUUUGCACGCACACAUACACAACGCGCGCACACACCGCGACGUACAAGGAAGUCGCGUCGGUGUGCGUGAGUGCAGCGCGUCCGUACAAGGGCUAAACUUAGCUUAGUACGUAUGUGCUGGUGUCUCACAGUUGCAAGAGUCCAAAACUUCGUUUAUUUUCAAUUUUGCGGUAUAUCCUUGCAACAUCGUACUGAAAAGUCUGUCUUAAAGUAAGGGAAUUGAGUCUAAAAUGGAAGGACAUGGGUGGCUGUUAGAACGUUGUUCUAUAGUCCGGGAGCUGCGCACCGCGGGUAGUUUUCGUAUGAAACUUGGUGGCGCGAGAUGCACCAGCCGAGACAGGCAUAGCGAGUCUGUCGCCGUCCCUGUCGCACGCCACCCGCCGCCCGGGGCGCGGGGGGCGUGGGCCGGGAGGAGGGGUGCGGGAGGGUGUCGUGUCGCGUUGAUGAACAUUUUUCUCAUUUUUUUCUUUAUUUUUGCGCGAAUCGUUUUUAAAAAGGGUUUCGUCAUAAUUGCGUCGCCGCUCCUGAUUAUGUUAGCGCGAACGAUAAGCCGAUCUGUUGGCGUGGCAACAAAAGUACUUUUACUAAUUACUGGCCCCCAAACUUUAAGUGGCAUUACAAAAAAACCAGACGUUGCAGUUUUGGUUUUGAUGAAUUGCAUAUAAUUAGGAAUAAAUUAGCAUUAGUUAGACGUUAUAUCCAAGAUACGCUUAUCUAGUAAUUAUGAAAAGAAUAAAUUAAUUAUAAUAAAAAAUAGUCAUUAAACUUGUACAGGUAUCCGUGGCUAGACAAACGAACUUAAUGUGUUAAGACAUCUGUUUCUAAAAAAGGAAAAACAGAUCGGAAUGGAGCAAAAAAAGUUGUAAAAACGUGUAAGAUGCGAUGUUAGAAAAGUAAAAAAAAGCGCACGUAAACAUUGCGUUACGUACGCAUGUCUCGAGUGGAACGUCUCGGCGGGAAACUUAUUUUCCCGCGUUUUCUCGCCCGACGCCAUAUUUGUUUUUGUUAUUGCUAAUGUGAAUCUAAUUGGAAAACACGAUUUUUCUUACUUACACCAACUAAUUAUCUGCUUAUAACAUAAUUAGCAUGAUCAUUUCGGUUUUCGUUAAUCGCGACUUGAUUGUAGAGCUUUUUUUCUGAAAACCUAAGUUUAAUUUUUGUACAAAAAAAAGGUUUAUUAAAAAGUGUAAAAUCGUUGAGAUCAAUGUAAAUAAGAGUGUUAUAGAUAAACAUAAACACAAUCAAAUAAUCGUAUAAUCCGAACUUAUUUGAGCCGCAUCCUCCGCGUAGAAGGGACAAAAAAAGCACGUCGGCCGGCUCAGUCUCGCGGCAACAGCGGCGCGGACCGGCCGCAUCCAAAACGUUUCUAUUAUUUUACAUUACGUGUUUCAUUUCGCGUAGACUUUUGGACAGCGGUAGUAUGCGGCGCGGUAGUGCAAAAAAUUGUGACUUUGGACAUUAAAAAAAAAUGGAACACCGUGACUCUUUCGACAAAACAAAUAAUCAUUUUAUCCGGCAAACAAAUUUUUCAUAACCGCAACUUUACGCAGUUCAAACUAGAUUAUUUUUACUGAUUUCUUCAAGUUUUUCUUUUGCUCUUACAAACACAAAUGCAGUUAAAUAAGUUUUUGUUUACGUAUGUUAUGUUUUGUUUCAAACUGUAACGAAUUAGGGAAACAAACUGUAUCAGCAUCAGACGGAAUAGACGGUAGAAAAGAAGAGAAGAGAAGAUGGCGCUCGCAUCUUCUGUCAGCCUGUAUUACUCCAUAGUGCAGCGAGCUGCUAGGCACUACCUAGAAGAUUACUGUCACACAGACACGACAACACCCUACGUCCUCUACAAAGAUGGCGUGGAGCGCGCUCCCCCGGGCACGCAGUGGGGCGGCGGCGUGCUGGACGGCGGCUACCAGCCGAUGCAACACCAGAGCCCCGGCGGGCCCUCCCCGCAGCCGGAGCCACAGCUCGCGUCGCCGGCGCCCUCACCCUACCCGCCCGCGCCGCCGCCCCCGGACCCCACGUCCGCGGAAGACGCUGCCCAGCAGCUCGCUCAGCAACAGGCACAGCAACAAGCGCAACAACAAGCACAGCAACAGCAGCAACAGCAACAACAACAGACUUCUCCCGAGCACAUGCAAGUGGAGCAACAGCUCCAGAGCCAACCACAGCCGCAGCCUCCUUCCCAGGACCACCUCGACCGGACGCCGUGCUUCGUGCCUCAGCCCGAUCUUCAGCAACAGUACACGCCUUACUUUAAAGAGGCGAGGCCGACGAGCCACAUGCUAGGCACUGGCGGUUUUCCGCUACACUACCUAAAACAAAACGGUGGUGUGCUCUCCCUAGAAGGUCCACUAGACCAGUACUCGGCGCCAGAUCUCCGCCACUUGCCGGACAUAGUGCAGCCCGAGCCACCGAAGCCGCGCAAGCACAACCCAAAUUCAGAGCUGCGCCUUUUCAAAUGCUUGACUUGCGGCAAGGACUUCAAACAGAAGUCGACGUUGCUGCAGCACGAGCGCAUCCACACGGACUCGCGGCCUUACGGGUGUCCGGAGUGCGGCAAGCGGUUCCGGCAGCAGUCGCACCUGACUCAGCACCUGCGCAUCCACGCGAACGAGAAGCCGUACGCGUGCGUGUACUGCCCGCGCUCGUUCCGGCAGCGCGCCAUCCUCAACCAGCACCUGCGCAUCCAUUCCGGUGAGAAGCCAUAUACGUGCGGCGAGUGCGGCAAACAUUUCCGCCAGAAGGCCAUCCUGAACCAGCACGUCCGCACACACCAAGACGUAUCGCCACAUCUUAUCUUCAAGAACGGGACAACGCCGACUCUGUGGCCCCAGGACGUGCCAUUUCCAGCUGAUGAGAACAAGGAGGAGGUGCAGUCGACCUACGGCGACGCUGACGGACAGAACGGCGAGCAGCGCGGCUCCUGCUUCUCUCCCGGCGACACUGCGCAGUACCCCGCUUACUUCAAAGAUACAAAAGGUCUCAACCACUCAGUCUUCAGCUCAGGCCUCUCUCUGCAAUACUUGAAAGGGGGUAAGUUACCGGACGUUCUUGGCGGUCGUGCGAUGCCCCUGUACGUGCGCUGCCCAAUAUGCCAAAAGGAGUUCAAGCAGAAGUCAACACUGCUCCAGCACGGGUGCAUACAUAUAGAGUCUCGCCCAUACCCGUGCCCAGAGUGCGGCAAGCGCUUCCGACAGCAGUCGCAUCUUACGCAGCAUCUGCGCAUCCACACCAAUGAGAAACCAUACGGCUGCGUGUACUGCCCGCGCUUCUUCCGCCAGCGAACGAUCCUCAACCAGCACUUGCGCAUCCACACCGGCGAGAAGCCCUACAAGUGCACCCAGUGCGGCAAGGACUUCAGGCAGAAGGCCAUCUUAGACCAGCACACGCGGACACAUCAAGGCGACCGGCCCUUCUGCUGCCCGAUGCCGAACUGCCGGCGGCGCUUCGCCACGGAGCCGGAGGUGAAGAAGCACAUCGAUAAUCACAUGAACCCGCACGCGGCCAAGGCGCGGCGGGCCGACGCCAACAAGACCCCGCGGCCGCUGCCGCCCGCCGCCGCCGUGGUCAAGCCCGAGCUGUACUUCCCGCAGUGCUACGCGCCGCCCUUCCAGCAGUUCGGCGGCGCGGGCGCGGAGUUCAAGCCGGCCGUGGGCCCGGCGCCGGUGGCCUGCCUGCCGGCGCAGUGACCCGCGCCGCCGCCGCGCUGGCACCCGGCGCCCUCGCACGCGCCCCACGACCUGUACGCCGCCGAGCGCCUCUACAACUGAGCCCGGCGGCCCCACGUAUACGACUCGCGCUGACCGCUGGCGCGGCGGAGCGGCGGCGCGAGCUUCUCUACCAGUACAUUCAGUAGUCGAUGUAUCAUUAACCGGAUCGCUGUAAAACGAGCUUCGAUCUGUAAAUAACGUCCUGUUUAUACUCCAUCGGGAGGUCAGUCGCGUUGUACAGUUUCAGAGUUCAUCACGAGUAGUGUUACCGUCAAAGAAGCGAGUACAGUUAGCGUUUUUGUCCCGUAAUCAUUAAGUUACCACGUAAGAGUUAGAUGUCUCGGUGAUUCUGGAUUCUGCUAACAUUUUUUGCGGACUAUCCGAGCGAAUCUAGCCAGAAGAUUAGAAUUUAAAACACUUCGUUGAAAUCUAAACAUUAAGAAUUGAUCUUUUACCACUUAUCAAUAUUUCGCGAUGAAUGUUUCCGGCGCGACGUUGUGCCUAAUUGUAAUAAAUAUACAUACAUAUUUUGUAGAUGUAUUAAGUUAAUUUUAUUUACGAGUAUUAAGAGAUAAAAUCUGGCAAAGACAUGGGGUUUUAUAAAGGGAUCCAUGAUGCUCAAAAUAUGUUUAAAAAUAACGAUAAAGAAUGAUAAGAAUUUACGAGUUAGCUAUAGACAGAGUUCGGGGCUUCGAGCCGCGCGUCUUGCAGGGAGAACGAACAUCGUCGGUGAAAACAAUCAAGAAUGCAAACCAAAAACGUAGGUUACCUUUUGCCAUCAACGUUAAACUUUGUUAGUUCGUACUUACACCAGGUUUUGUUACAUUUAUUAAAGCGUUUACUCUUAAUAACAAGGUGAGAUUCCGGAGAUGUCUUCGUAACACUAUAGGUGCCAAAUAGUGUAGUGAUUUUUUAAAUUUUUCUACCAGCUUCUAUUAUAGUUGGCCUAGUUUAGGUUGUUACCAGUUUUUUCAACGAUGUGACAAAAAGAGAUGCAUUUAAGUGGAAAGGGUCAGACUGAGAGAGGACUGUGAUAGCUAGAUAGGUUAGGAGUCUAUUUCACUCAUUUAGCGUUAAAUCGUUCGUGCGUAGACGUGGUCGAGGAUCCAGUGGAGUCGAAUGAAUGUUUAACUCUUUACUUUGUAAAGUUUUCGUUUAAUUGCAAUGCGAUUCGAUAUUGUAAAGUUUUAUGUUCCUAAAUUGUAAUGAAGUAAACGUUUGUUUGUUUGUUUGUUUGUUGUCUCGCGCCUCGCCUUCUCUUUCUUGACUGAUUUGAUAACAUUAUACGAGUGAGAUUAGUAAAAUUUACCAAUUAGGUAACGUGUGUGAUUACGCAAAGUGCUUUGAUGUAGUUUGAUCCAAGGGACGGAGGGUACGCCAGAGUAAAUCUUAUUUCUAAUUUAGCUUAGACUUUCGAAUUACCAAGCAAUUCGAUCAUUCAUCGCGAAAUAACUUAGAAUUUAGGAAGAAUAAAAAUAUUAUAUGAAUUUGUGACAUUGUUGGAGUAUUCUGGUAAUGGGCUAUGGGUCUAGUAAUUAUUAUCGUAUCCACACUUUUUUGCGGUUCGAAAUUAAUAGUGUUAAGGUAAAGUAAACUGUAUUCGUGGAUAUGGUUGAUUCAUAGUGUGUGUAAAGCGGGCGUAUGUGAUGUGCCCGCUUCGGUUUCCCUACAAAACAAGCAGUCAGCCACACAGCGAGUCUCCCAGACUAUAAACUACGCGGUCAGUGCCAGGAUAGUCCAGCAACCUUUUUAACGUUUUAAUAUCUCUGUUUGUAUCUAUAGACAACUUAUAUAGCUUAUUUUACUAUAUUAUUGUGAUGGUUUCGUUUUCCUACCGCAUAAUAUGAACUGUUAAUUAAAUAAUAGGUGUAAUAGUAAGGUGGAUUUGUGGGAGUCACAUAACAUAAUACCAUUUUAUUAUUUGUCACUAAGAAGUGAUCGAUGCAAUAUUAUUAUUUAGUUGGGUUGUUGUAUGUUGAUUUAUGACAAAUUUAUCAUAUUGGGCAGUUAUGAAAAUUAUAGGGGGGCUAGUUGUGAGCGUCUGGCGUCAGCUAUCUAACACCGGGAUAUGUUAAAACGAACCAAAUAAUGUCGUAUACGAGAGCAAACAUUAACCUUAAGAUAUGGACUAUCAAGUCAAAGCAACCGCCACUCGGGUGACGGCGUCACGUGACAAACGCUACGUUCACAACUGACCAACCAAAAGGUAACAUUUAUUUUCCAAUUAAUUUUCCUAUCAAACUUUCGGAGGUUUACAAAUGAAAAAAACAUCGUUAUCGAAGAAAAUUAGAAAGAUUUAUCUUCCGUGAAUAAAGUUUUCCACAGUCGUGUGGCCCUCCCGAGGCAGCGCGCGCCGCCCCCGCCCCCGCACCCCACUACCAUAGGAUUCAGUUAUAUUAAAUCAUACACGAAGCAGCCUUAAACAAUAAUAGUUGAUAAGUAUUUUUAUACAAUAUACAUAUAUAUUUUAUGACCGGGCGGGAGGGGCGCGACGUGUCCUAGUACAAAGUUUGAAUACAAACACAACGCAGUGCCAUAGCCGAGAUAUAACCUCAGAUUUAUACUUAUUAGAUUUUUAUACCGAUACAAAUGGAUUUAAUUUUUAAAUAUAAACAAGAAGUGAUUAAGUAUACAGAGAUUACAGAUGAUAUUUUAUACAUUUAUUACAUACAAUAUUAUUAAAAGGUAAAUGUGAAAUAGUCUUAAAGUUAGAGUCGUAUUCGCAACGUGCUAGCUACCCAUUAAGAUUACUUGUUCAUUUAGAGACUUGUGGGAGAUCGAUGGAAACUAACUAUUAUGAAUGUUGCACAACUUUAACAUCUGUCGCGGCGUGCACGUUAGUUUCUCUAGGGGUUUCAUUUCUUACAUUCAGUGUGGUUAUUGUAAAUACAUAUCAUGGGAAAAUUCGAGGCAGUUUUGCAAUACAGAAAAUACUUUGGUUUUUAUUGAAACCGGACUGUAGCAAAGUAAUUGUCAGCCAAAACGUGUAUUCCGUGCGUCCGUUUCAAUCAAUACAAAUGAGGAUUUAGUCAAAAGCGCAAACUACGCGAUUGUAAGCGUCCCAGGCUGUUCUGUUGGUAAUGCUCACUGUUUUGUUAAGUUUUGCUCAAUUACACGUGUAUGUAUACCUAUAAAGUUAAUCUUAUUAGUUUUUAUUGCGUACGAAAUGAUUUUUUUGUAAAAUAUUUUUUUUGGAGAGCACGGUUUUGCUUUCUUAUGAAACUAAUUUUAAGUGCUGAAACGUGUGAUUGUCAACACACUAUCUUGGAAAUAUAUUUGAAAUUGUAAUUGGCAAAUCUCGUAGUUCACAAUCUUAAACUCAUAUUAGCUAAACAGUUUAAUGACGUAUCUAGCGAGCCGUCCAAUUCUGAUCGGAUAUCCAUACAUACAGGCAUACAAUAUUUACAAUUCUUGGAUUAUGUUUCCCGAGGAUUAAGUUAAACCAUUAAAUUAGGUUUCAAGCAUGUUCCUACCUUUACAAUACGUAAUAUUUAUUUAUACACAAUAGCAACAUUCUACAGACUACCCGUAGUUUAGAAUAUAGUAGAAUCUGUAACCAUUUUGCCAAUUCCUGUCGAACGGACUUCUUGAAUGGAAUCAAAUUCCAGCACACAUUUAUACCCCAUAGCGUCAUGAAAUACUUUUUAAGAGGUAACAGGGACUUACCAUCAACUCUUGAAGUAGUAAUAUUGGAGAUGUGGAAAAGAGAUAGCGCUCUACACCAUGUAGCGCGGUGUCAAGCUCCCACAACUGCAAUCAUAUUACUCCAAGGUUCAUUGGUAGACCCGCAGUAGUGCAGUAUAAAACAUAACUAACAAACAAUCUCCUUCUUCGUAUAUAACACAGUAUAACAUUAAUUUUGCGUAUUUUUAAGUUGUUAAAACAUAUUAAAAGGAGAGAAAAAGAUUGCAUUGUAAAACUAUACUUUGCAUGUAAACUUAAUUAUCAAAAUAACGUCAAUUGUAUUAAAUACAAUUAGCAAUGUGAGUGAAACUAAGACAUUGCGAAGCUUGGUAACACUAGUUUAGUGUAUAGAUAAAUUUCUAAUAGAUCCCGCAUAGUAGGUGAUACGAGCACUAAACAUAUGUGCAUUUGCACUGAUAAAAAUGGCCAUGUACAAGACAGGCAUUACAUCUAAUUACAUCUAAACCAACCAAACAAAUAGGGAUGAUGACAGCGUAUAAAAUAAUAAAGAAACGAUUUAGUCCCUCAGACAAUUUAAAAAAUGUUAGACACGUAUUUUAACAUCUUUCUGAACAGUAAAAGUUGACCAAGAUAAAAGAGGGGGGCUUGUGACGUAACGAUUUCGUAAAAUUUAUACACAAUCGUGACGUCACGUAUAAGUUCAAUUCACUGUUAUUUGAUGAAUUUAUAUUUGCGGGACAAAAUAAAAAAUGCGUUUAUAUUAUUAUGCAACUAUAAUACGGACACUGAACAAAGUUGUCAUCAUCCCCCAUUACUGACUUUCAAACCUUGGUGAAGGCUGAAGUGGAAAAUAAUGUGCCACAUGCGGUAUCUAUUACAGGUAUAUCUAUAAUUUCGUACAGUCGUACUAAAACCGAAACAUUUUCAAUAAUUCCUUCGUUUCUUAUUGCAUUUAAUUGUGAUCUCAUGAUGAAAUUGUAAUGUCUACUUAUAGGAUAAAAAUUGGCGUAUGUUUGAGUCGAAAACCAUUCUGUUUAGUAUUUUACACAUAUCCCAUGCUUAAUAUGUUUAAACUUACAAACGAAGCAAUAUAUUGUAAGUUAUUGUAUAAUCAACACUACCGUUACGUUGAUGUCACGCCAAGUUCCCAUUUAUUAUAUAGAAAUACAUUAUAAGAUACCUUAUUGUUUUGGUUGCCGUCGAUACAGCAAUCGCUAUUAUAAUUAUCGUGAGUUUUGUGCAUGAUAAGUGAGCUUAGUGUAACAGAUUUAAUUUCAUAGAGUUGGCUACGAAUUAUUUCAACGUCUUCCAUUUAUCAAUGUAGAACAUAAACGGCGUUUUGUAAUUUGUGUCACGUUUAGUUUAUUGUAAAGCCGGGCGCACACGUCCGACCCACACUCUGAAGCAGGACGGUUCGUGUCGCACGUGUGCGCCCGGCCUAAGUGUUAUUUGCAUUAUGUAUAGUUUAAAAGCAUAAAAGCGUAUAUCUGCAGUUAGUGCAGCACCAGUGCAAUACACUUGAUUUUUUGGCGAUAUUAUUGAAUAAUUUAUUUUAUAAAUGACUUAUUUUAAAAAUAGUUGUUAGUGUUAAUAAAAUAAUUGGUAGCCAACAUAAAAAUGGCCUAUAAUAAUUUGAUAACUUAGUCUACACGUAUGAUUGUACUCACUGCCACUCGCCAACCGCUGUCGGAAGUAUAAGGAUACAAAAGAAUAAUUUUUUAUCACAAUAGAGACUUGUUGAAACAGUUCCACAAUAAAAUAAGUGUUGUUGAAUUUUUUAAUAAAAUAUGGACAUAUUUAGAUUAAUGAUCUUGUAGUCUGGAUUGAGUUUUUUACAGAUUUUAUUGAACGCAAAGUUUUCGUGUGUAUAAUAAUGAUGGAGCUACGUCGCCUAUUCAGCUUAUUUUUGCUACAAUACUUAUUUUAAGCCAUACAAUAACAGUUUUACAUAUAGUACAAUACAUAUACAGAAUAUACAAUUAUAUACAAUAGACAUAUACAAAGGUGCGGUGAUAUUAUACAUAUUUUAUUUAGGAGCGUUAUAGGCGGCGUACCUUGGGGCAUAAAUUGGUUUCAUUAAUGGGUGCUGUUAUAUCAUUAAUUGUACAUAUUUAUUAUAAUAUACAAUAGACUGGUAAUGUUACACUGUUGUUAGGUUUCUACAGAGUUAUCUCCUGCCGCUGCGAGCUACCGGCUCUCGACUGACGUAACUUCUCACGCAGAUCAUUAUUUACUUGACAGUUGACACGUUUAAUAGUAUUAGGAUUCAUUUCAUGUGUGUAUAUCAAUCGCAGGGUGUUUCGUUCUUGUUAACAGUCCAUUACAGUAAAAUAAAUAUAUUGAUAAAUAGUUAUAGUAUUCAAUAAGAUGGCCUAUGUUAACCGAUAGCCCGCAGCGCCAGCCCACAUGUUACAAUAGAGUAUAUUUUCUUACAUACCUACAGAGACACCGAAUAGACUAUAUAACAAAUUCAUUUUAGACAAUCCCAGAAUACAAGAUCGAACUUUUUACACAACAGUUGAGAACAGACUUCAGUUGUUUUCCAUAGCAUUCUUACAUUGUUUUGUUUUGAAGGAAACAGUUGGUUGCGAUAUGGUCACAAAUAUCCGGGCGAAUAAAUUGAAACGUUGGCAUUCGAAAACAAAAGUAAUAUUAUUAAAGUGAAAUUGUAAAUAUAUUUUCUAGUUCUUCCAAAA